AUUGUUGACCUAACUGGAAGAUAGGUGUAAAAAAAAUAUCUUUGUAAGAUAAAAUGUUAAAAUCUUUCCUUUUUUGCUCCGAAAAUGUCUUAUGUUAGCUUGAUUAUUGUAUUUUAAAAAUAAUCUGAAUAAUAUCUUUGUAAAUAUCUAAUAAUACAAUAUAAAAUAAUGAAAACCUAAUAAUUAAAUUUAAUUAACAAGCCAUUUGAUAGCUUCAUAGCUUUGAUGAACGUCUUUGAAUGGGAAAUUGGUCAGCCCAUCAAAAGUAAACUAGUAGAGACAUCACGUUGUCAAAGUAUGUACUAACAAUUUUAACAAUCCAAAUCAAGUCUUUUUGGAGUUCUCUGUAGUAUAGUUUUCUUUCAAACAAGUGUACACGAUACUUGGUGUGAAAAUUUUUCACUUUUGCUACAAAACAUAACCUAAACUAUUGACGUUGUCAAUUAAAAUUUAUAAAAUAAAUUCUUACUUUAUCUUUUAAUUGAAAAUAUCUUCAUCAUGAGUAAAGCACAUUUACCUGAAUUGAAAAAGUAUAUGGAUAAAAAAUUAUCCUUAAAAUUGAACGGAGGAAGGCAUGUGAUUGGCAUACUCCGAGGAUUCGAUCCUUUCAUGAACAUGGUAAUAGAUGAAAGUAUUGAGGAAUGUAAAGAUGGUUCCAAAAAUAACAUUGGCAUGGUGGUAAUAAGAGGAAAUAGCGUUAUAAUGUUUGAAGCAUUGGAUCGAACCUAACUGCUACCAAAUAAUUGAGUUAAUAAAUUAAUUAAGAAUCAAAUGUCAUCUAAUUCAACCAUGCAUAAGCUUACAUUGUAAAAAGUCUUUACAGGUUUUACUCUAUUUUUUUAUUUCAUUAUUGUAGUCAAACCUCAGUUAUUUCUGUGCAUUCUGUCAAUAAGAAAAAUGUUUGAUAAAUUAUAGUUUGCAGUCAAGAAAUUGUAGAGUAUGAAGAUGGUAAUUUUUUUUACCUAAAACUUAUGAGAGAUGAAAAAUCAAUAAGUUCAUUAAACUAAUAAAAAUACUUUAUUACUCAUCUAAA
This is a messenger RNA of Chelonus insularis, 1033 nucleotides long. It is a transcript of the gene SNRPG, whose product is annotated as small nuclear ribonucleoprotein G. Gene Ontology annotation, molecular function: RNA binding. The transcript is spliced from 4 exons. The record is from RefSeq and is a predicted model, not a curated record. Gene Ontology annotation, biological process: spliceosomal snRNP assembly; mRNA splicing, via spliceosome. Gene Ontology annotation, cellular component: U4 snRNP; SMN-Sm protein complex; precatalytic spliceosome. NCBI's taxonomy places the organism in Eukaryota, Metazoa, Arthropoda, Insecta, Hymenoptera, Braconidae. The coding region runs from base 499 to 729 and encodes 76 amino acids.